Messenger RNA from Prunus armeniaca (apricot), 192 nucleotides. The record is from the annotation of a GenBank genome assembly. Lineage: Eukaryota; Viridiplantae; Streptophyta; Magnoliopsida; Rosales; Rosaceae.
AUGAGGAAAAAGGUGAUUUUGCAACCUCACCAAAGCAUUUCAGAACAACACAGAAUGUUGACUGACUUUGAAGGUGCUACAAGAAAAAACGAAGUAGGGUUCUGCACUUGGACUAGCAAAGAGUUCCACCAGUACCAGGUUGUUGGGAGGAAGCUCCCUACGGCAUCUAAUGAGCACCCCGAGAUUUACUGA